Messenger RNA from Pyricularia oryzae 70-15, 2103 nucleotides. Its product is annotated as septin like spn2. Lineage: Eukaryota; Fungi; Ascomycota; Sordariomycetes; Magnaporthales; Pyriculariaceae. Gene Ontology annotation, biological process: cytoskeleton-dependent cytokinesis. Gene Ontology annotation, cellular component: microtubule cytoskeleton; septin ring; septin complex. Gene Ontology annotation, molecular function: GTPase activity; GTP binding; molecular adaptor activity. The transcript has 3 exons. Bases 390 to 1403 code for a protein of 337 amino acids. The record is from RefSeq and is a predicted model, not a curated record.
CACUGAUGGGACGGCCACGCACGGAUGGUGGUGGACCAACCACAUUCCAUGAACCCUUUCCCCCUUUCUGCGGCCACUCGACCCGGACCCUUGCAGGGAAAUUAUUGUUUGGUCGUCUCAAGAGGGCGGGAAAGCGAAGUUGUUCAACAAGAACUCAAGUCUCAGUGCGCAUUCUUCACCCCAACGCCAGCUUGCCGCGACUCAAUCGUAUCUCUGCAAGGCGCUGAACUUUUUUUCCUGUCUUUGAGAUACCCCCAUUUGGCUUGACAACAUCAUACGACGACUUUCUUUCGUUCAACAGCCUCCUGACCGCCAGGAGCCAAACUAAUUAAUCUUCUGUCCAUCACCCGACUCGCUGUCUACGUCCGUCCCCAGUUUCAUCGAUCACAAUGGCGGCCAUGCCUGCUGCCACCAUCUACCCUCAGAGCCAUGUUGGUUUUGACAGCAUCACGUCGCAGAUUGAGCGUAAGCUCCUGAAGCGUGGCUUUCAGUUCAACGUCAUUUGCGUUGGUCAGACUGGUCUGGGUAAAUCAACCCUGAUCAACACCAUCUUCGCCUCGCAUCUUAUCGAGACAAAGGGAAGGCACCACCCUGAUGAGGUUAUCCGUUCGACGACCGAGAUUCAUCCCGUUUCACACAUCAUUGAGGAAAAUGGUGUGCGCCUGCGGCUCAACAUUGUUGACACGCCAGGCUACGGUGACCUGAUCAACAACGACCGCUGCUGGGACCCCAUCGUCAAGUACAUCAAGGAUCAGCACUCUGCCUACCUUCGAAAGGAGCUCACUGCCCAGCGUGAGCGCUACAUCCAGGACACCCGCAUUCACUGCUGCCUGUUCUUCAUUCAGCCUUCAGGACACUCGCUGAAGCCGAUCGAUAUUGUCGUUCUCAAGAAGCUGUCAGACGUUGUCAAUGUUGUGCCGGUUAUUGCCAAGGCCGAUUCUUUGACUCUUGAGGAGCGUCAGGCUUUCAAGGAGCGUAUCAAGGAGGAGUUUGCUUUCCACAAUCUGAAGAUGUACCCGUACGACAACGACGACCUUGACGAGGAUGAGCGUUCCCACAACCAGCAGAUCAAGGCUACCGUUCCUUUCGCUGUUGUCGGAUCAGAGAAGUCGAUUAUUGUCAACGGCAAGCAGGUUCGCGGGCGUCAGAACAGGUGGGGUGUGAUCAAUGUCGAGGACGAGGAGCACUGCGAGUUUGUGCACCUGCGGAACUUUUUGCUGCGUACACACCUGCAAGACCUUAUCGAGACAACGUCACAGAUCCACUACGAGACUUUCCGCACGAAGCAGCUUCUCGCCCUGAAGGACCCUAGUGCUCAGGGCCACAGCAGCAGACCUAUCUCUCCCGCCGCCGAGCGUGAGAUGAGCCGCAGCUCGCAAAGGAUGACUAUGAAUGGCUACUAGGCGUCAGGCAUUCAUGGGGAACAUUCUAUGGCCAUGGCAAAAUAAGCCAGGCAGCGACUGUCUGGGCUUCAUGGUCACAAUGGAUCGGACAUUCGUUGUAUUGCCAUUAAACCCUUGAAAGAAAAAAGAGCGAUUUGACUGUAACACAAUGAGGAGUCAGCAGUUGACGCGAGUCCGCGGACAGUCCGUCAUUUUUGGUUUCCAUUUCUGGGGGCAUAUGUGGAGUAUGGCGGUGGUGAUGGCGUGGUCAUACCCUUUCGUCUGUUUAAUAAACGGUGUGCGCGUGCGUCCUGCUCGAUGGGCAUGGCUCCCACUUGUUGCUGGAUGGCACGCAGUUACGGCGUCUUUUGUUACUUUGUCCCUUGUUUCCUUUUUUCGCCUUCGCUUCUUAUUACCCCUGACUUUGGACCCGAGUUAUACAGUAUCUUUUAUUUCUUUCAACUAUUUCAUAAUGAUGCCUCCAGCAGCCUCUCGUGUUUCAUUGUUGCUCUUCUAAUCUACAUGGAGCUGGUUCUAAUGACAAGUCUGUUUGCGCGACGAGAGGGCUAGUUGUUUCCAUGCCGGAAUGUCGGUUAACUGGUCUGGUAUCCCAGAUCUUGGCCUGUAAAUUAUUUCCCAGGUUUCCAACGAAAGCAGUCGCUGUCACUAGAUUCUCAUCCAUAUCAAUAGGAUAGUACUUUCGCCCUUGGCAUGGACUGGG